Molecule: messenger RNA, 3063 nt
Organism: Episyrphus balteatus (marmalade hoverfly)
Lineage: Eukaryota; Metazoa; Arthropoda; Insecta; Diptera; Syrphidae
Product: zinc finger protein with KRAB and SCAN domains 8-like
Exons: 3
Coding region: 218-2977 (919 amino acids)
Biological process (GO): positive regulation of DNA-templated transcription; regulation of transcription by RNA polymerase II; negative regulation of DNA-templated transcription
Cellular component (GO): nucleus
Molecular function (GO): sequence-specific DNA binding; zinc ion binding; DNA-binding transcription factor activity, RNA polymerase II-specific
Source: RefSeq, a predicted model, not a curated record
GCAGUGUGAAGUUUUUUCUUCUGCACAUUAUAAUCGCAAUUGUUUGACGAAAUUUACUUUUGUUAAUUUUCAUUUUCUGUAAUUAUAAAGAAAUUAAAUAAAUAUAAAAGUGCAUUGAUUAUAUUCUUAAUUAUCUAAUAAAUAUUGAAACAAUUAAAAAUCAUCCAACAAACUGAUAGAUUCUUUGUUAUCCAAGCAAAUCUGCGAUUGAGAAAAAAUGGGUGACAUAGUAGAGACUCGUCAGAGUGAAUUGAGGGACAAAAAGAUAUGUCGCUUUUGCUUGACUCAAAAUGCCUCCGAUUUAACAAACAUUUAUUCCCGUUCCCGGGAAAAUCGAGUGAAGACUGCACCAUUGCCUCUUCAGGUGAUGGCCUGUGUUUCCAUUGAGGUUUUUUCAAACGAUUGUAUGCCUGGUUACGUAUGCAGUGAAUGUCGUUUAAUUUUCGACUAUUGUUAUCGCUUUAAGCAAAUGUGCAAGAAAGCCGAUACAUGCCUUCGUCACUAUCCUCUUACUGGACAAUGGUCGCCUGCAAUGGACCAUCCAAAAAUUCCAACUGAACUUUUACAAAAAGAAAAAUCUGCUCAAAAAAAUCUGAACGCAUUACAAGUUCCCAAACCCAUAGAAGUUGUAGAAACUAUAAAAGAAAUUGUCGAAGAGGAAGAAGAUCAAUCGCCUGCUAUAACCAUAAAACCAGAGAACAUCAAAACUCAAAUUCCGAACAAAAAAUCAACUCAAACUAGACAGCAAUCCCAGAAGACAGAUGUAGAAAUAGAUGAACCAGAUGCUGAAGAAGAAUACACACCAAAAAAAGCACCAGUUUCAGUUUCAGCAAAAUCUGCUGUCCGCAAAACUUCGGUUGUAAAAAUAUUGAAUAAAUCGGCCAUUCGCAUUCUUAAUAAAGAGGCUCAACGAGUUAUCGAGCCAAUAAUGACGAAACCGGUGUUACAACGUGAUGACGAUGGCAAUCUUUCAAUUGUCACUCAGAUUCUUGAGCAAGAUGUGCCUGAUAUAAAAGAAUCUCUAGCACAAACCACAGUAUUAGAGACGAACGUUUACCCUUGUCCGCAUUGUGAACGUUCUUUUCCAUUGCAACAAUUACUUGAUAUUCAUUUGGUGAAUCAUAAUCGAGAAAGAAGCUUCUUCUGCGAAUUCUGCGACAAGAGUUUCUUCAGCAAAUACGACUUGCAGAAGCACAACUUGACGCACACUGGUGAGAAGCCUUAUAAAUGCGUUGUAUGCAACAAAGGUUUUACGCGCUCUACUUUGUUACAUCGUCACGAAAAAACACACACUGAUAUUCCCAAGUUUAUAUGUGUGUUCUGUGAGAAAUCUUUUAUAUCGCAAGAAGAAAUGGAGAAGCACACUGAACGGCAUCGUAAACACCGACCAUUUGUGUGUAAGAUUUGUAACAAAGCUUUUGCCUUCAAGCAAGGCCUGGAACGUCACGAAGUUGUUCACUGUCGUCAACAACCAUUCCAAUGUCAAUAUUGCGACCAAAGCUUCCCAACCCCAAGUAAAUUAUCUAGACAUUUGACAGCCCAUGCUGGAAAACGUCCUUAUCCAUGCAAGCUUUGCCCUAAAUCCUAUCUACUUAGUCAUCAUUUGACUAGACAUAUGCGUUCCCACAAAAAUGGCUCUGGUUCAUAUAAGUGCAUUGAUUGUCAGAAACCAUUCAAUACGAGAGAUGACUUGAUUUAUCACUCGGCUGUGCAUGCCGCUCAAACAAUGGUUUGUCCGCUGUGCAAGGAUGCAUUUGAUGAUAUUGAAACUGUAACUGAACAUGUUAGACAGCAUGCCGAAGGUGAAGCCUAUGCUUGCGAGUUCUGCGAUUUUAUUUACAUGACAAAUGAAAGAUUAGAAGAACACACCAAAGCUUCGCAUGCCGAUGAGAUGGUUGCCUACGAUGAGGAUACUAGAAGAAAUGCUUUGGCUGAAAAAAAUGCAAAAAAUCAAGAUACAAAUUCAAACGAAACCUCAACUAAAGAAAUGGACGAGGUAAUUGAAGAGUUUCUGUAUGAAGAAUUUCCAGAUGAUACUUUGAAAAAAGAAGAAACUGAGGAAAAUGUCAUUGUCAAGGACGAAGCUGAAUGGGAAAAUCAACUUGAUAAUCAUAACCAAGCAUCAAUCGACACUUCUUUAGUUUCCACAGAAAACGAAACUAUAGAUGAAGAAACAUUAGAACUUAUGAAUAUAAUUGAAAUGAGCGAACAAGACAGCGAACCUCCUGCAAAAAUAAAGAAAAUCUAUGGAAAACCAGCUGAAGUAGCAAAAGUUGUUUCAGUGAAACAAACACAACCACUUCGUCGAAAAGUACCGAUAAAGUCUGGUAAUGCAAUAUCACCAGCCAGUUCUAGUUCAUCGUCGCCAAAGGAAAAUAAGAAGCCACAACAAGCAACUCCAGCAGCAAAAAUAAUUUCAGUACCAAAGGCUGUUGUUAAGCCGCCAGUUUCAACGACACCAAAAACUCGUCAGCCAACCAUUCAAGCAGCUCUAAAAGCCAUAUCGAAAUCGGUUUCGGUAAAAAAAAUAGAAACACCAAACAAAACAUUGGUAACUGGUUCGAUACCAAAACCAGUCGAAACCGAAACACCAACAAGAAAAACAUCUCCACGAGUAGCAGCAGUGAAGCAGGAUCCAUCGCAACAGAACAAGGUAUCUAAGCCGUCGCCUAAUACAAAUCAACGAAUGUUACGUCAACGUAGUGAAACAACUCCGGAAGUUAGAGUGCAACAAGUUAAAGCUAGCCCCGUCUCUAAGGAAAUUAAAAAAUCUCCACAAAAGCCAGCCGCAUUAGUGGCUGUGAAGAAAAUUGAUGCAUCUCAAGAGGACAAAAAGCUUGUUGAAAUGGUUAUUGAUGAUAAGAAAGUAAAAGUUAAAAAAAUUACAAUGUCUAAAGCGCAAGUAGCUGAGAUGACACGCGAUGGCCGUAUUCAAAUGAAAGGAGGAACUAUGAUUCUUAAAAAGAAUUCAGCAUGAGCAUCUUUAAAUGAUGUUUAAAGUCCAAAUGCAGACUUAAAAAAUAUAUCUAUUUUAUCUGUGUAAGAAUUGUACACAAAACAAAU